GGGAAAAACCUAAUCACCAAGUAAAAGGAUAAACCAACAGGACUGGAACCUAGGGAACCUAAAUGCCUCGCACUGCGUUUGUUCUAGGGAAUCCUUUGGUUAUGCAGAAGUAGGCAAGUAUGGCAACGGAGGAUGAGACGGGUAAUCGUGAAAACGAGGGAGGACCAGGCUUAGGAGGCAGUGCUGAGCAAAGCAAGAAAGGGCAGAAGGACAGGGAAUCAGCAAAUCCGGAUGGCACCAAAGGGAACCGGAAGGAAAUGUCCUCCGGCGAGAGCUCGGAAAAGGUCGGGGAAAGCAGACAGGGGACCCAAAAAAACAAGGAAGACAGGAAUAAGGAUACGGGGAACCCCGAGAACUCGGAUGGAGCUGUAUCUAAGAAAGUAAGGGUUACGAACGCGAGGCGCAAGCUAGCGGAAAUAGAUAAAAGGACCGCGGAGUACAAGGCAAGGUUAAUUGAGGCAAUGAUGAUUGAGAACGAGAAAGACUCUCUGCACGAGGUACCGCGGGACGAACGGAAAACUAGUCGGGGCGGAACUGGGCAAGGGGACAAGGGUAGUGACCGUGAGGGAACGCCGAGCAAAAGAAGGAAAGAAAGAGAGAACUCUCCGGGAAUGGAGGCAGAGAAGGCUGCGAACCCCUUAGCCACAGACAGUAGGGCUAGCCGUCUACCAACCUCGGCAGCGGUAUCGCGAGGAUGCGAAGGGAUCUGGAGCCUCAGAGAAAGGGUGUUGGGAUGGUUCGACCCGGAAGGAACGGCAAAGACUAGAGGAGGGCAGAAGACCAGCAAGGAAGGGCCAGAUACCAGCGUGGCAGGCGAGGCCAGUAGCUCCGAAGGCGGCCUUAGGAAGAUAGUACCAUCCCUCGCACGAGCACUAAACAAAAAUCAAGGCUACAUAGCGGAUGCUAAGAAAAAGUUGAUGUUCGAUGGGGCGAACAUUACGGAGUUCCUGAUCGACUACGAGAACCAAGUUGCGUUACUAAAGUGGACCGAGGAGGAAAAAGUGAAGCACCUAAGACAGCAUGUGUCGUUAAGGCUAGAACGAGACAUAAUAGUCAUUGUGGCCGCAAGCUGGUCUUGGAAGGAGACCCGGGAUGUGAUGAUGAGGAAGUACCUAGCGGCAGAGAAAAUGGCAACGGAGGCCGACCUAGCGGCAGUUCAGAGGAAGAACUUCGCAAUGUACAAAAAUUUCCUACGGGAAUUUACUCUAGUGGCACUAAGGAUCCCCGGGGUCACGGAUCGGAUAAUGAGCAAAUAUUUCCUCAAGCAGUUCUCCGAGUUCGACAAAGACAAAAUCCUGUCAGCUUACCAACAGACGAGCAAGUUCGUAAAUACGCGGGAUGUUGAUUUUAGCACAGUAACGGAUCUGGUUGAGAAAACGGUAGUAACAGAAACGUUAACCUUGCUCAAGGAAGGGGAGAUCAUAGAUCUGAUCGGUAGGAUGGGCGAUAAGAUGCAAGUGACCCCUAUGGGGUUCACAAACGCGAUGGCCGAAGCGCAACGCAGGAUGCUCACCGUGGCCGGGGACAUGUUCCCAGAAAAGUGUGAGUCUUACAUCGAUGACAAUCCGAUCAAAGGCGCGCAGGAGAAGGACGAGACGGAAGUCCAGCCAGGAAUCCGACGUUUUGCGUGGGACCACCUGCAGGACAUCAAGGACUUACUCCGUCGGUUCCUAGUAUACAACAUUACGGCUAGUGGACCAAAGAGUAUCCGAGCAGUACCGGAGGUAACUAUACUAGGAUUUCAUUGCGGUGCUUACGGAAGGAAGCCGGAUCCGGCAAAGACCGACAAGAUAUCACAGUGGCCGACACCGCUGCGCAUGACGACGGAGGUAAGGGCAUUCCUGGGCGUAGUCGGUUUUUUGAGGAUCUUCAUUAAGAACUUUGCUAAGAUUGUUGAGCCUAUCCGGGCUAUGAUCAGGGAAGAAGGAACCAUGAAUUUGACGGAAGAGCGAGAAGGAGUUGUCCAAAGGCUCAAGGACAUUUUGACGGUUGAGACAGUCGCCCUGUCCGUGCCUUGUUUUAAUGACGAAGUGGGACGACCCUUCAUCCUAGAGACGGAUGGAGGACCUUUGGUCGUAGGAGGUGUGUUGAUUCAAAGGGAUGAGGUUCGAAAGUAGAACCCUGAACUCCACAGAACGACGGUACUCGCAAUUCAAGAAGGAAGUCCUAGCCAUCCUGCAUUGCCUUAAGA
Molecule: messenger RNA, 2191 nt
Organism: Chara braunii
Lineage: Eukaryota; Viridiplantae; Streptophyta; Charophyceae; Charales; Characeae
Source: the annotation of a GenBank genome assembly